GCCGUCAUGUGAACGAUUUGACAGCUUGGCAAAAUAUUUGGAAGAAAUGAUAUUUUAGCCUGUGGAAAUGGCGACGUUAGAAGAGAUAAGUGAAAAAUGCCUUGCGGUUUGCCAAGUUCCAAUCGUAGUAUCAGAAAAUUCCUUACGCAUUCGUGUUGAAAGUCAUUUUAAACAUGGGCGAAUAUUGGACACAGACAAAGUCGACGGAAUCGAAAGUAGCAGAAACUUGACGAGAAUUGUGCUAUUAUGUUCCUCAACAGCGGAUGUAGAUCAUAUGUGUAAAGAGGUGAGAGAAGAAGAAAUACAAAUAGAAGACGAACAUUUCAUAGUGAAAUAUCAGAAAGCAAUAGCUUGUGAACUUCCAGAAAGAUGGGAAGAUUUUAAGAUACCAGAGCCUCAGUCCUCCGCUGAUUCAACACGGGAACCAGAGUCACAUGUAGGACCAGAUCUACCACCCAGGAGACCAGAACAACAAAUACCGCCAAAUGUGUGGCCUCCAGAAACCUAUGGUGCCAUGUCAGGAUUUUAUCAAAACUUUCCAAUGAAUCCUCAGGGAGAUGCAGAUCACAUACAAGGAGCUGGUGAUCUUAAAAUGAACCAAGGUGAUAUGCAUCAACAAAUGCCUAUGUUUGCAAAUGCACAAGGUCAGCCUCGCAUGCAAGGGCAUGAACACCAGCAAGGUCAUCCUCCUGGCAUGGGUCCGCAACAUGGUACACAGCAAAAUUUUCAGGUCGGCCCUGGUGGUCAAGGACAGUAUCCACCAGGUUUUCCUAUGUAUAGAAUGCCCCCAAUGCCCCAACCUUAUCCGAAUGACCAUCAUAAUGCUCCAGGAGGACAAAACAUGCAAUUUAGACCUGGAAUGCAAAUGCCCAUGCCAAUGAUUUUUUAUGACCAAAGGGGUCAAGUGAUCCGAUUUCCUGGACCAGGAUUUCCUGGUAUGCCUCCCCAGCAUGUGCAACAGGGAGGUGGACUUUGGAGACCUCCACCCCAGCAGCCUUCAGGACCACCUCCACCUUACAAUGAUGGAAAGUUCAGAGGUCAAGGUCAGUCUACUGAAGUCAAGUCAUCAACAGACCGCCCUGAUUAUGGUGCAGCCAGGCAGAGUGAAGUCAUUGCAGAUCAGGAUGAACAAAUGCAAAAAUUGCAGGCAAAAUUAGAGAGAGAAAACGAAGAAGAAACAAUGGAAAAUCAAGGUUAAUCCUUUAUUUAGAUU
Messenger RNA from Mercenaria mercenaria, 1213 nucleotides. RefSeq names its product proline-rich protein 2-like. Lineage: Eukaryota; Metazoa; Mollusca; Bivalvia; Venerida; Veneridae. The record is from RefSeq and is a predicted model, not a curated record. The transcript has 4 exons. The coding region runs from base 68 to 1198 and encodes 376 amino acids.